Lactuca saligna is the source of this 2244-nucleotide messenger RNA. NCBI's taxonomy places the organism in Eukaryota, Viridiplantae, Streptophyta, Magnoliopsida, Asterales, Asteraceae. The record is from the annotation of a GenBank genome assembly.
AUGGGGAAGAAAGGGAAGAACACCAAUAACGAUUCUCCACUUCUCAAUUAUUUUCUCUUGAAUUCGCCGGACACCUCCUCCGCCGUGAACUUCAAGCGCUUCUUCCAAUCUCAAACAAACCAUGAGCAUCAUAGGAACAUAUCUUUGGACAAAAGCCUUAGUGCUUCCUUAGAUUCUCUUGAUAACUCUUUUGUCGGCGAUGUUUGGUAUUUGAUUGUCGUCUUCAUGGCUACUCUCAGUCUGUUAUUAUUCCUACCGAAAGGCAGUAUUGCCCUCUUGAGUCUCAAGAAAAUGCAAAACCCUACAGUGACCACUGUUACCUUCAGGUUUACCAACCCAAUCUACAUUUCACUUUCUUGUACAUUUCACUUGCUGUGGCUGUGGAUGCUGUCAGAAAAGAUAAUAGUAUUCCAUGGCAUCUAACAAUGCAGAUCAGGUCGUCUUUGAUAAGGUUGCUGAAAUCAACGCAUCUAAAGAGUCUUGGAACAUACGUGUUAAAGUCGUCAUGCUUUGGAAGCCGACCUAUGUAAACAAUCCUAAUAUGGUCACAAGCCUGGACAUGAUUUUAAUCGACCAGGAGGGAAGUAGAAUUCAAGCUACAAUAAAAAAAAAUCUUAUUCCAGUAUUUGAAUCCCUAUUCGAUGAAGGAGCUGUCCGGGAGAUCAGUAACUUCGCUAUGGCUAGCAAUCAAAGCGAAUACAUGCUUGUACCUCAUAAACAUAAAAUCAAUUUCUACAAAACCACGAAAGUUCGUGUAUCCAAUGAUUUUGUUGAUACAGUAGAUCCUUAUCAUUUUAUCUCUUUCCCAGAUUUGCUAGCCAGGAACUUUGACACUCGUGUUGCAUUUGAUUUUCUAGGUGAAGUUGUGUCAAGUGAUCCCAUGCGAGUCAUUGUUGAGUAUGGAAGAGAGAAAAGGUUAAUGAAUCUGGUUGCUCAGGAUUUAAGUGGUACGAGAAUUGCAGUCGCUUUGUGGGGCAGUUUUGCAAUGAAGUUGAAUACUUACAUUUCACAACAUAAUAAUGACACUGCUCCUGUUAUUAUCCUGCUACAUUUGGCCAAACUCAAAAUUUGGGGUGGUCAGCCUCAAGUUGGUAAUUGUUUGUUUGGGUCUAGAUUGCAUAUAAAUGAUGAUAUGCCUCAGAUUUUGGAGUUCAAAUCAAAAAUUAAUGCUUUGGAUACAAAUGUUGAGUCUUCUAGCCGUACAUCCCAGCUCAACUCAGAUACCGUUGUGGCUAAUCCAGAGGAUUACUACCUCCGUUUUCAGAUAAAAAACAUUGAUGAAAUUCCUGAUUUUAAUGAGGAAGUUGGUUUAACCAUUAUCGCUACUAUUAUUGGUUUUGAUAUGGAUGAUGGUUGGUAUUCAUUUUAUUGCCGUGAUUGUUCUAAAAAAGUUACUAAAAAUCAUGAUGAUGUUGAUGCUGGCCCUUUUCACUGUGAUGGUUGUGGAUUUGUCUCGGAUGUAUUUGGAAAGAUUAGGAUAGUAGUUUGUGUGCAAGAUGAAAGUGGCUCUUCUUCGUUUGUAUUGUUUGAGCGUCAUGUAAAAGAUCUUAUUCAUCGUGGAAACCAAUGGUUGAUGGACAAAAUAGCUAAGGAUCAAGGCCGACAACAGAUACCUGAUGAGUUCAAAAUUCUUCUAAAUAAGAAGUUUGUCUUCAAAGUUCAGAUUUCCAUGUUCAAUCUGCAGAACAACUAUCGUGCUUACACUGUGCAUAAGUUAACCGAUGAUGAAAGGGUUCUUGAUGAGGUGACAAAAAGGUCAUCAAAUCAUCAACAUGAUCAUAUAAAUGAUAAUGGUACUCCUGUUAACAAGCCAAAUAAGGAAAAUACCAAUUCUGUGCAUGAUCACAAUCUUGAUGUUGUUGACCUUGAAGCUGUAACACCAUCAUCGAGUAUGGGGAAGCGCCCUAUUGAGAUUGAUGCCAACAAUGAGUCUUUGGAGUGGUCUUCUUCAAAAACUUAUGUUGUACGGGAUACCUUGAAGAUCCCAAAGUUGGAAAAGUUGGACUAAUAUCAAGCCACCCAUCAAAAUUUUACAUAUCAUCUUCGAUAUGUUUAUAGACAUUUUCUUUUUAAUCUUUUGUGUGUCGCAUUUUUAAUUCUCAGUUUAUUGAUCUUUUGGUUGUUUUUAAAAUUGUAUUGAGUUUUUAUUUGGUGUGUACACAAUGAUACAAUUGGAGGUCAUGACAAAUUUCAAGUUAUGGAACUCUUUUGAUUUAAUGCGUAUUUUCUUUCUUUUUUCUUUCA